CUAAUUACCUUUUGAUCCAAAGCUCUUAUCACCGUAGUAGACAAUGAACUUGCUGUUUGUCUCAACUUCGUAUUUCACGAUAAGCUGCAUUACAUCAGACAGGCUUUGCACGGCAGCCCUGUGGCCGUCACAGCAGUCCCAAAUUUUAUUCAUUGACAUUAAUUCGUUGAAAAAUUUACAUUACAAAGAUAGUAAAUUUUCAUAAGUUUAUAAUGACGAACUAUAGCCUAUAUGCGUGGUGUUCAUUAAUUGUUUUCCCGCAAAAUUUUAAAAAUGGCGCAUUGCAUUAUAACAAAAAAGGACAUCCUUCAAAAGAACACGGUAUACUCGUGAUGCUCUCGUUUCUUUUUUCCGAAGAUAUUGCAAAACUCGCACCAGUCUCCCAGCGGAAAUCUUAUUUUGAAGUAUACUAUCUAGCAAUCACCAUAAUAGCAGAAACCAUAGCGCGCCGCUUUUCAGGUAGAGUUCAGGCUACGCCGGCACCCGCGACCCACCCGCAUCUAUAAAAACAAAAUGGCGGCCAUUACAAACGAAGAUUUUAAGGAAAUUGUAAGACAGUAUCCAGUUUUGUAUGAUCGCUUUUCAAAAGAUUUUAAAGAUAAAUUCAAGAAAGAAAACGCUUGGAGUAAAGUGGCGGAAACUGCUGGAUUGUCUGUUGAAGAUUGCAUUAAGAAGUACAAAAAUAUACGGACUAAUUACGUUCGUAAUUGGAAGAAAAGAAAACCGUCAGGCUCAGGAAGAGAAUCUGAUAACAGCGAAAAUUCCCAAAAAUGUUACCAAUGGCUGGAUACGUUCAUUGAGCAUCGGAAAACAUUCACUAAUCUACCCUCAUCUUUCCAUUCAGUGGGCACAACAUCCGAUGCAGAAUCUAGUGUCAGCGAAUUUCACCACUUGGAAAAUGAUUCAUCCAUAUUACAGGAUGAUAUGGAAGAAGGCGAGGAAGACAUUGAUUCUUUUGAAAAUGUGUCAAACAUAACAGUUUCAUCCUCUCCAGAGAUCGCCCUUUCUUCAAUGAAAAAUAAACAAAAUUGUACAAAACGAAACACAAGCGAUAUGAGAAAUGAGCAAAACAACAGACCAUUGGCAAAGGGUUCCAAAAAGGUGAAAAACUGCGACAUUGACGAUGCAUUCUUGAAAACAAUCAAUAAUUUUGAAAAGUCAUUCAGCUCAAAAUUAGCUGAUAAAUCCCAAGAUGAUGAGGGUUUACUGUUUUGUAAAAGUUUAGUUUCUCAAAUCAGAAAGCUGCCACCUGAAACAAAAGGAUUGGCCAAGUGUCAAAUUUUGCGGUUGCUCCAAGGUUUUGAAUUUGGCACACCACUAACAACCCCAGCAGCUACAACUUCUUUCUGA
Molecule: messenger RNA, 1350 nt
Organism: Xenia sp. Carnegie-2017
Lineage: Eukaryota; Metazoa; Cnidaria; Anthozoa; Malacalcyonacea; Xeniidae
Exons: 1
Coding region: 514-1350 (278 amino acids)
Biological process (GO): regulation of transcription by RNA polymerase II
Cellular component (GO): transcription regulator complex; nucleus
Molecular function (GO): DNA binding
Source: RefSeq, a predicted model, not a curated record